CCUGGGCCCAGGGACUCUUGCACCUUUCUUCAAGCGGUAUUGGUUUCCUUGAAUGAACUGGCCGAAGCCUGAAAGAAGAAUGGCUUUGCCCCACCGUGAAGAACUUCUGAGUUUAAGUCCAGAGAAGGGACCUGCUUUGGAAAGCCACAGAGAUGGCCUGUCCCUGGAAGUUUCUGUUCAAGACCAGAUCAUACCAGUAUGAGCCGACGAAGGAACUGGACAUCAACAACAACGUGGGGAAAGCCAUCCAGGCUCUCUCCAGUCCAGUGACACAGGAUGACCCCAAGUGUCAUGGCCUCGUCAAGCACCAGGAUGAGUCCCCCCAGCCCUUCACAGGGACAGUCAAGAAGCCUCCGGAACCCUUGGUCAAGUUGGAUGCUCCCCCAUCAACCUGUCCACGGCACGUGAGGAUCAAAAACUGGGGCAGUGGGAUGACUUUCCAAGACACACUUCACCAUAAGGCCAAAGGGGAUCUUGCUUGCAAGUCCAAGUGUUGCCUGGGAGCCAUCAUGAACCCCAAAAGUUUGACCAGAGGACCUAGGGACAAGCCUACUCCCCCAGACGAGCUUCUACCUCAAGCUAUCGAAUUUGUCAACCAGUAUUACAACUCCUUUAAAGAGGCAAAAAUAGAGGAACAUCUGGCCAGGGUGGAAGCGGUAACAAAGGAGAUAGAAACAACAGGAACCUACCAGCUGACGGGAGAUGAGCUCAUCUUCGCCACCAAGCAGGCCUGGCGCAACGCCCCUCGCUGCAUUGGGAGGAUCCAGUGGUCCAACCUACAGGUCUUCGAUGCCCGGAGCUGUUCCACUGCCCAGGAAAUGUUCGAACACAUCUGUAGACACCUGCGUUAUGCCACCAACAAUGGAAACAUCAGGUCGGCCAUCACCGUGUUUCCCCAGCGGAGCGAUGGGAAGCAUGACUUCCGGGUCUGGAACUCUCAGCUUAUCCGGUAUGCUGGCUACCAGAUGCCCGACGGCACGAUCCAAGGGGAUCCUGCCUGUGUGGAGUUUACCCAGCUGUGCAUUGACCUGGGCUGGAAGCCCAAGUACGGCCGCUUCGAUGUGAUGCCACUGGUCCUGCAGGCUGAUGGCCGUGACCCUGAGCUCUUUGAAAUCCCGCCUGACCUUGUGCUCGAGGUGACCAUGGAACAUCCCAAGUACGAGUGGUUCCGGGAGCUGGAGCUGAAGUGGUAUACCCUGCCUGCAGUGUCCAACAUGUUGCUCGAGGUGGGUGGCCUCGAGUUCCCAGGGUGCCCCUUCAACGGCUGGUACAUGGGCACAGAGAUCGGGGUCCGAGACUUCUGUGACGUCCAGCGCUACAACAUCAUGGAGGAAGUGGGCAGAAGAAUGGGCCUAGAAACGCACAAGUUGGCCUCACUCUGGAAAGACCAGGCUGUCAUUGAGAUCAAUGUUGCUGUGCUCCACAGUUUCCAGAAGCAAAACGUGACCAUCAUGGACCACCACUCUGCUGCAGAGUCCUUCAUGAAGUACAUGCAGAAUGAGUAUCGGUCCCGAGGGGGCUGCCCGGCCGACUGGGUUUGGCUGGUUCCCCCAAUUUCUGGAAGCAUCACCUCCGUGUUCCACCAGGAGAUGUUAAACUAUGUUCUGUCCCCUUUCUACUACUACCAGGUGGAGGCCUGGAAAACCCACGUCUGGCAGGAUGAGAAGCGGAGACCCCAGAGAAGAGAGAUUCGAUUCCGAGUCUUGGUGAAAGCCGUGCUCUUCACCUCUAUGCUGAUGCGCAAGACCAUGGCACUCCGAGUUAGAACUACAAUCCUCUUUGCGACAGAGACGGGAAAAUCAGAAAUGCUGGCCCAGGACCUAAGGGCUUUGUUCAGCUGUGCCUUCAACCCCAAGGUGGUCUGCAUGGACGAGUACAGGCUGCGCAGCCUGGAGGAGGAGCAGCUGCUGCUGGUGGUGACCAGCACCUUUGGGAACGGAGACUCCCCUGGCAACGGAGAGAAACUGAAGAGAUCCCUGUUCAUGCUGAAAGAGCUCACCAACAAGUUCAGGUAUGCCGUGUUCGGCCUUGGUUCCAGCAUGUACCCUCAGUUCUGCGCGUUUGCCCAUGACAUUGACCAGAAGUUGUCCCACCUGGGAGCCUCUCAGCUCACCCCAACAGGGGAAGGGGACGAGCUCAGUGGGCAGGAGGAGGCCUUCCGCAGCUGGGCCAUGCAAACGUUCAAGGCAGCCUGUGACACGUUCAAUGUCCGAGGCAAACACUGCAUUCAGAUCCCCAGGCUCUACACCACCAAGGUGACCUGGGACCCGCACCAAUACAGGCUCGUGCAAGACUCACAGCCUUUGGACCUCAACAAAGCUCUCAGCAAUAUGCACGCCAAGAAUGUGUUCACCAUGAAGCUCAAAUCGCAGCAGAAUCUACGGAGUCCGAAAUCCAGCCGCACCACUCUCCUGGUGGAACUCUCUUGUGAGGGCAGCCAAGAUUUCAGCUACCUGCCCGGAGACCACCUGGGGGUUUUCCCAAGUAACCAGCCAGCCUCGGUCCAAGGCAUUUUGGAGCGGCUGGUGGACAGUCCUGCACCCCACCAACUCAUGUGCCUGGAGACCCUUAGUGAGAACGGCAGCUACUGGGUCAGGGAGAAGCGGCUGCCUCCCUGCUCACUCAGCCAGGCCCUCACCUACUUCCUGGACAUUACCACCCCCCCAACACAGCUGCUGCUCCAAAAGCUGGCUCAGCUGGCCACAGAAGAGGCUGAGAGACAGAGGCUGGAGACCUUGUGCCAGCCCUCAGAAUACAACAAGUGGAAGUUCACCAACAGCCUCACAUUCCUGGAGGUGCUAGAGGAGUUUCCCUCCCUGCGGGUGUCUGCCAGCUUCCUGCUCUCCCAGCUCCCUAUUCUGAAGCCCCGAUACUACUCCAUCAGCUCCUCCAGGGACCGCACACCCACGGAGGUCCACCUCACCGUGGCUGUGCUCACCUACCGCACCCGAGAUGGCCAGGGCCCCCUGCACCAUGGCGUCUGCAGCACAUGGCUCAGCAGCCUGAAGCCCCAGGACACAGUGCCCUGCUUUGUACGAAGUGCCAGCAACUUCCAGCUCCCUGAGGACCCCUCCCAUCCUUGCAUCCUCGUCGGGCCUGGCACAGGCAUCGCGCCCUUCCGCAGUUUCUGGCAGCAGCGGCUCCAUGACGCUGAGCACAAAGGGCUCCGGGCUGGCCGCAUGACCUUGCUAUUCGGGUGCCAGCGCCCAGACGAGGACCACCUCUAUCGAGAGGAAAUGUUGGAGAUGGUCCAGAAGGGGGUGCUGCAUGAGGUGCACACGGCCUAUUCUCGCCUGCCUGGCCAGCCCAAGGUCUAUGUUCAAGACAUCCUGCGGCAGCAGCUGGCUGAUGAGGUGCUCUGCCUGCUCCACAAGGAGCAAGGCCACCUCUAUGUCUGUGGGGAUGUGCGCAUGGCCCGGGAUGUGGCCCACACCCUGAAGCAGCUGGUGGCUGCCAAGCUGAGCCUGAGUGAGGAGCAGGUCGAGGACUAUUUCUUCCAGCUUAAGAGCCAGAAGCGCUAUCAUGAAGAUAUCUUUGGUGCUGUAUUUCCCUACGAGGGAAAAAAGGAUGGGGCAGCAGGGCAGGCCAGCGAUCCCAGAGCACCAACAGCGCCCAGGAGAAGUUGAAGCUGCUGCCGUAGAAUUUCGUGAUGACGCCAACUCUCAGUUACCGGAGGUCACAGGGUCUGCGGAGAUGGAGGGAUGUGAAAUCCCCAAACCUCACGUCUUAUUUCCCCAUCUCCUUCCUCCUCAAAGCCUUUACUUGAUCUGCUACCAAGUAGCAGCUUGGACUGAGCGGAGCCUCUUGUCUCCCUUGAGCCCACCCUUCCCCUGAUAAUGGAGGAUUGGGGCCCCCCUGGUCCCUUGGAGAGUAAAUCUGCAAUGCCUGGCCUGGCCAGUGGGUGAGAAGGAUGGACCCUUCUUCUGACUGCAUCAUUUCAAGUCACCAUCGUGAGGCGCUGUUGCUCCACCCCAUAUCUAGUCCCUCUGUGUACUGUAUUUAAAAAAAAAAAAAAAGUCUGCUGCUGAGGGCCUUUUAAGCCUUCCCUGUAUGACUCCUUGAUGGAGAUAGUUAUAUAAAAUGUAUUUUAU
Messenger RNA from Hipposideros armiger (great roundleaf bat), 4091 nucleotides. RefSeq names its product nitric oxide synthase 2 (gene NOS2). NCBI's taxonomy places the organism in Eukaryota, Metazoa, Chordata, Mammalia, Chiroptera, Hipposideridae. The transcript has 27 exons. The coding region runs from base 153 to 3626 and encodes 1157 amino acids. Gene Ontology annotation, biological process: nitric oxide biosynthetic process. Gene Ontology annotation, molecular function: nitric-oxide synthase activity; flavin adenine dinucleotide binding; NADP binding. The record is from RefSeq and is a predicted model, not a curated record.